Molecule: messenger RNA, 2918 nt
Organism: Pyricularia oryzae 70-15
Lineage: Eukaryota; Fungi; Ascomycota; Sordariomycetes; Magnaporthales; Pyriculariaceae
Exons: 4
Coding region: 501-2216 (571 amino acids)
Biological process (GO): mitotic sister chromatid segregation; cell division
Cellular component (GO): MIS12/MIND type complex
Source: RefSeq, a predicted model, not a curated record
CUCUCCACCACGGCAAUCCACGGACCAAGUUGGGCAGAACUGGCGGAACUUCGCGCGGACCACAACGAAUUGAAAAUACGACCACUUCAGCCAGCAUCUCUAACCUCACCGCCGUCACGAAACCGAACAAGAACCGAUCGAAUUAAUCUAAUCACACGAAAAAAGGAAUUGGGCAAACUCUUUUAUACGCGCCGAAGAGGCCGCGCCUGGCGAAUCCGCAAUUGGGGGGGAAAUUUGACGCGUCUUGGAGUGGAGGGGCGGCUCCAGCCAAAACUGCCUGCCCGGGGGCACGCAGCCUCGAAUUGCUUUGCGACACGCGACCCAGCACCGAAGCUCGGGAGGGACCGACGACAAGUUAUUCCAGCGAUAUACGUCCGAUCGCUCGAUCAACGGACCAGACGAUUAUUUCGCCGUGCUGUCGCAUACCUAAACCUAGCAAAAAAGUCUCGCCAAUCCCCGACUGCAUCCAUGCCUUCGCCCUCGACGUCCGCUUGCCAUCCAUGACGACUCUCAUACGUGCACGCCAGCCGCUACAGGACUUGAGCAUGAGCAAUCAGCCGGGGGAGCCGCGUCGCUACAGCAAACGCCUUGCCGAUGCCGCGGUGUACGACGAGCAGGAUGGCGACUUUCUCUUUACGCGUGGCUCGAAACGAGCCAGGACUUCGACGGCGGCCGGCGACUUGGAUGCUGCCACUCCCUCGGCAGUAUCAGCUGCUCCAGCGACGAAAAAGGCGGCAGGGCGACCGCCCAAGAAGGCCGCGCCCGUGGCGAUAGUGGGAGGGAGGAAACGCGCCGCUUCGCCGCAGCUGGCUCCCGUGGAGGAGACGCCACCGCCGGCGACAAAGAGGCCGACGAGGAGGAAACCGAGCGCGUCCCCUGCGCCAGAACCGAAACCGCUCGCCGUUGCGAAAACGCGCGCCAGGAGGACAGAGGCGGCGGCCACGACGACGGCUGCGGCUGCACCGGCCAGCGCCGCUGCGACGACGGCCGGCCGACGGACGCGAUCCUCUAUGGAAACGGUGGUGGAAAAUGGCGCAGUGAAUCAUCAUGCAGCACCGGCACAUGCAGUACCAGCAGCAACGACGGCACCUGAAGCAAGGAGACCGAGUAGGGGGAGGCCACCGACGAAGAAGCGAACGGCAGCAGCGGCUGCGGCGGAAGACAGGGCUCUGGAACCGGUUGCGACACCCCGAAAUGAUGCGAUGGAUACCAGCAUGGAUGACGGGCCAGCUGGUGAGGGGAUGAUAUAUGGACAGGAGCACCAUGAGCCAGCGCGCAAGAUUGCUCUUCCUUUUAGCGAUACACCCAUAAUGGACCGCAACAAGGAGUUGCGCAGGAAGGGCGGGGCCGGCGGCAACGGAGCGCGACGGAGCAGCCUGGGAAUGAGGGGCAGGCGGGCGAGUUCUUUGAUCGAAAAUGGCCACAGUGCAAUACCGCACCGCGAGGUCAACGCUGGCGAGUUCUACAAGCACAUCGAAGCCGAUGUGAUGGAGCCGAGGAGGAUGAAGCAGCUGCUUACGUGGUGCGGCGAGAGGGCGUUGCUGGACAGGCCUGCGCACGGCUCUGUGGAUUCCAUGAAUUCUAAUGCGAUUCUUGGAGCACGUGCAAUACAAGAUCAACUUUUAAAGGACUUUGGGAACAAGUCGGAAUUCUCGGACUGGUUCAGCCGGGAAGACGAGGCGAGUGAAGCCGAGCCCAAGCGGCCAGUGAUCACAAAACCAAACCCGGUCAAUAUUGAGAACGAGAAAAAGAUAGUAGAGCUGGAGGCUACCAUCAAACGCUUGAAAUUGGAAAGGAAAAAGUGGUUGGCGCUGGAGAAGCCACCUCCUGAAUUCCCACCCCUCUUUGAAGAUGAAGACCCGACCAAGGCUCCUCUGCCUGACGAAGGGGCGCUCGACGAGGAAGAGGCGCGUAUGUUGCGUUUUUUGACGGAGCCGACGAGCAACUUUGCUUCGCUGCGAGCAAAAACGCAGUCGCGACUACAGUCACUGAUGGCCCCGUUAGAGGUCGACAUUGACAAACUCGCCGACAGCGUGCACAAGCUCGAUCAGCGCGUCGCAGCGGGUGGACGACAGGCGGACCGCGUGCUCGGCCUGAGCGCAGACCGGCUCAAGGAGCGCGAGGAACGCGAAAAGGCCGCAGCCGGCACCAAGAACCUACCCGUCAUGGAGGUCCUGAGGAGUCUUGGCAAGAUAUUACCCGAAGAAGACGGCUAGGGUUGCGUUGCUCGCGCGUGCCCUGGUACAGUCUAGGGGUAACUGCGUAAUGGCCAGACAAAAAACAACUACUUUUUGCUCCUCGAUCUGCAGAGGAGUCUUUUUAUAAUGACAUGACGACAACUAAGGGGAUUCAAACGAGCGUCUGAUUUUGGUAUCGUCUCCUUUUCUUCUCUUCCACCAAUCUUUUCCCCCUCUCUUUUCCUCUUAGGGCGGAAGGUUACUUUUUUUUUAGCUCAUUUCCUUUGUCAUGAUUCCUUCCACCGCUCCUUGUUGGUGGCGCUCUCGUACCACAGGUGACUUUUUGUAGUCCAAAAAAAGGACUACAAGCACCGUUCAGUUAAGCCUUUUGAUUGGGUGUUUAUGUUGGGACUUGUUUAUACCCCCUGGAGCAUGAAGUUUGGAGACUUGAGACUGGGACUGGCUUGCCAUGGCUUGGGCGUUUUCUGUUGUAGUAGUUGUGCUGUUGGUGGUGGUGGUGGUGGUGGUGGUGGUGGUGGUGGUGGGUUGGUGGCAAUUUGGCAAGCUGUGGGCAGGCAGCUUUUUGCCCGUUCUGGUUCAGGUUUUGAGGUGCGAUGUUUGUACAUAUUGGCCCUGUGGCCUGUGACCAAGAAGACUGGCUGGCUUCUUUGGUUCCAACAUCGACUAUUGAAUGGACAGAGAACUAGAAAUGUCCCCGAAUCAGCAGCAUGUUCGCCACGA